Hemibagrus wyckioides is the source of this 8011-nucleotide messenger RNA. It is a transcript of the gene nr5a2, whose product is annotated as nuclear receptor subfamily 5, group A, member 2. The record is from RefSeq and is a predicted model, not a curated record. Bases 159 to 1607 code for a protein of 482 amino acids. Lineage: Eukaryota; Metazoa; Chordata; Actinopteri; Siluriformes; Bagridae. Gene Ontology annotation, biological process: regulation of transcription by RNA polymerase II; hormone-mediated signaling pathway; tissue development. The transcript has 8 exons. Gene Ontology annotation, molecular function: zinc ion binding; nuclear receptor activity; RNA polymerase II cis-regulatory region sequence-specific DNA binding. Gene Ontology annotation, cellular component: RNA polymerase II transcription regulator complex.
AUGCGGGCUGUCCGUUACGCACAGUGCACAUUCAACCCUGAAACUCUGUGAUAACCCCAGAACUAGUGAGAGAGAAAAAAUAAAAUGAACAAAAGUUUUUAAUUUGUUUUAAACAUUACAAGCAUUGAAGAGUGGGUCUCUAACUGCUCCAGUUUGCUAUGUCUUCGAGUUCUGAGGGUGAAGAAGGACAAAGUGACUCCUGUGAAGAUGUGCCGUGUUUAGGUGGAUCGCCGGACAGAGCGGCGUCUCUUCUUCAUUUUAGCGAAGCUGUCAUGCUGCCCAAAGUCGAGUCAGACUGCCUGGGACUCUCUCGGUCGCAUGGGGAGCAGGGCCAUAUUCCUUCAAACAUGCAAGCCCCUCAGUUUAAAAUGAUGGACUACUCCUACGAUGAAGACCUGGAUGAGAUGUGUCCCGUGUGCGGAGACAAGGUGUCCGGAUAUCACUAUGGCCUGCUCACCUGUGAGAGCUGCAAGGGCUUCUUCAAGCGCACUGUGCAGAACAACAAGCGCUACACAUGUAUCGAGAACCAGAGCUGUCAGAUAGACAAGACACAGCGUAAGCGCUGCCCUUACUGCCGCUUCCAGAAGUGCCUCAACGUCGGCAUGAAGCUGGAAGCUGUGAGGGCAGACCGCAUGCGUGGUGGUCGCAACAAGUUUGGCCCGAUGUACAAGCGGGACCGUGCGCUAAAGCAACAGAAGAAGGCACUCAUCCGUGCAAGUGGCCUCAAGCUGGAAGCCAUGAACCACAGCAUGCAGACCGCUCCUGCUGACCUCACUAUCUCCUCCGCUAUUCAGACCAUCCACUCAGCUUCCAAGGGGCUGGCACUGAGCCACCACCACCACCACCACCAUCAUCACCAACACCAUCAACAUCACCAGCAUCACCAGUCCAGCUCUGACUAUGACCGUAGCCCUUUUGUCCCAUCUCCCGUCAGCAUGGCCAUGCCACCGCAGGGCUACCAGGCCUACGGGCACUUCCAGAGCCGAGCCAUCAAGUGCGAGUACCCCGAGCCAUAUGGCAGCUCGCCUGAAUCGUUGAUGGGCUACGCAUAUGCCGAGGCACCAGGCUUCCCGCGCUUGGUAGCUGAGCUGCUCAAGUGUGAGCCUGAUGAGCCGCAAGUGCAAGCCAAGAUCCUCGCCUACCUGCAGCAGGAACAGGCCGGCCGCAGCAAGCACGACAAGCUCAACACGUUUGGCCUCAUGUGCAAGAUGGCUGACCAGACGCUCUUUUCUAUCGUCGAAUGGGCGCGCAGCAGCAUCUUCUUCCGCGAGCUGAAGGUUGAUGACCAAAUGAAGCUUCUCCAAAAUUGCUGGAGCGAGCUUCUCAUCCUUGACCAUAUUUUCCGACAGGUGAUGCACGCCAAGGAGGGCUCCAUACUGCUGGUUACAGGGCAACAGGUAGAUUAUGCGUUAAUUGCAUCUCAAGCUGGGGCCACACUCAACAACCUCCUGAAUCGGGCACAGGAACUGGUCAGCAAGCUGCGCUCCCUUCAGCUGGAUCAGAGAGAGUUCGUCUGCCUCAAGUUCCUGGUGCUGUUUAGCUUAGACUGCUUCAUACUGAAGUUCUGGCCUGAGCGCAAGACCUCUGAAACUAGAGACGGUGAUUAAACACAAAGACAUGAAUGAGCCGACAGCUGCUCCAGCCCACUCUCUUGUCCUUCUAUUGCAGUGCUGUAGUAUAUUUAAGGGAACAAAGCUUUGGAAUGUUUGCACUGUCUUCCCACUGGAAAAAAUGCAGCAUCAUCAGUCUACCUGUAACGUAAAACCCUGAGUCCAGAAAGUGCCAUGUAGGGCUGGGGGCUGAGGCUCCAUUAUAAAUGUGUUCCUUUCAAUAUUGGCGCUUCUCAUCCAGCUCCAUUUAUGGAUGGGAAUCCACCACGCCUGUGGUGAGCAUGUCCCAGUAGAGUGUAUAGUGUCUUUUUGGUCCACUGUAAAAGUCAAGUCGUGUUACAAAGCUUGUAUUUUAUGAAGUAAAAUAAACAAUUUAAACAGAUUUGAAAAGAAGAGUUGAUUGUAAUAGGAAUUGGCUGCACAUAUUGAAUACUGGCAAUGAAAAAUACGACUUUCUAUAAAUGUUAAUAUACUACAAUAAUUGUACAGUAGAUUUAAUUAGUUAUUAUGAGAAUAAAUAGCAUUAAGUAACUUGUAAUGCUUUGGUUUAUAUAAAAUCUUACAUUGUUUUCCUAAUAUUAGCAGAAUUUUCAGACUAAAAGUACAGCAUCAUAAAUUAGCCUGACUUUGACAGGCAGCUUACAAAUAUGUCAUGUUAUAUUACCCGUGAGGUAAAAGAGACCAGGGCUACUCACAUGGUGGAAUAAAUUAAACUCAAAUUUGCACUUCUGGCUUUCAUAAUAUCCUAGCAGCUUAAGUGUUGAUUUGGAAGAGAGAGAGAGAGAGAGAGAGAGAGAGAGAGAGAGAGAGAGAGAGAGAGAGAGAGAACAUCUUGGGAGAGAUGUGAAGAUAUCUGUUUCUUUAGUCAGCACAACCAAUGUUCGAUAAUUAAGCAAGAGUAGGGAAUAGAGGGAAAGUGUCUCUUUAUGUAGGGGGGAUCACAUUAUGGAUUAACUGUCCUUCACUCAGAAAAUAUACAUCCCCAGGCACUCUGGUGAAUUAUUAAUUCAUAUUCUUCAAAAAAGGGGAAAAUAAAAAAACAAUAUUGAUGGGCGGUAUCCUUUAAUGACCUCAUUAGGUUUGUGGUUUGCAUUAUGGCUGGGUUUUUGGGCUGCUCCAGGAGUUUAGGGGGAUAGUUGACCUCUGAAUGAUUUUCUGUCACUUUAUCAUAAACAAGAAGAUUCUGAUAUGCCCCUUUACUCUUGUAUGCAUGCAAUUAGUGGGUGAGAAGAUGGGCAGAAUGUAAACCAGACACUCCAGAGGGUUAGACACUAGGAUGAAGAGAGAGAGAGAGAGAGAGAGAGAGAGGGAGAGAGAGAGAGAGAGAUUCUCCAUUCUCACAUAUGGCUGCAAAAUAUAUUGUUUGUUAGUAGUACAUAAGUAAUGUGGUGUUGCUGUUCUUGCAGUUUGUAGAUGAAAAACAGGCAGUUUAGUUUUCGACCAACUUUUCUAGAUUUUUUAUAUGAAAUGAAGUUUAAAACUGCCUUCACUGGAGGUGUCUACUCUGUCUCCAAAAGGUCAAUGACUAAAUUCACUUUUUGUUUGCUCCUCACACUAUUGACAUUGCAGAUUCCUUCUUGAUUAAAGCUACUCAUCCCUUCUGAAAAACAUCAAGGCUGCACCAGGAUAACUGAUCAGCAAGUUAUGAGUGCAGUGAAAAUCUUUGUUCUGAUAUCCAGCUUUUUUUUUUUUUUUUUACCAAAAUUAAUUAUGUAACAAUUAUUCAUGGCACACGUAGUGCUUAACAAUGUUCAAGUUGGCUCAGUGAUGAAUAAAUAGAUGCAAAUGUACAUCCCCUGACCUGAGGAAGAAGCAGAGCACCUCAUGGUCAGUGUUUGUUAAAAGAAGGGCUUGCUGAUGUUUCUAGUGUUUAUUUCAUCACACCUAAGGCGGUUUUCCACUCACACUCCCCUCAUAUUUGCCCCCUCCAUGUGGCAAGCAGAGUGGGUUAAACCUCUCCUUGGGCAACCCAGACGUCUCCUCUACCUCCAUAACCCACUGGCAAUGGACUCAGAUUGGACUUAAUGUAUCCCCAGCUGGAGCAGUCCUGUUUAAUUCACUUUCACAGAAAUGGGACACUCUGGGCCUAGUGGUCCCACUGGACAAGCCAAGGAGCAGCAGAUUGAGCCUUCGUGCUUCAUUCUGACAAUGCUGACAAAAAAAAAAACAUCCACUUUUCCUUCUGGCUCUUCACAGCUUAGUAAGGUGGAACACCCCUCGGAAAAACACGGGAAGAUCUACAAUCAUUGAUAUGCAUCGUUAACAGAGAGGGAAAGGCAAGCAGAAAGAGAAGAAAAGAAAAGUUUGUUCAGACAGCAAAAGACAAGCUGCAGGCAACCAUCUACCUGCUAAUAAUGAACAGAUUGCUUUUGUGUUAAAAGCUGCAUGUUAUCACUGGACUGCCAGAAGCUGUGUACAUAUGAUGCAUGUAUAAGUAACCCCUACACGUUAUGAUAUAAUCAAUAUUUGGGAAUCAGCAUGAGCUCAUGUUCUACUAAAAUGAAUCAUAUUAAACAAAAUUGACAGAACUUAGGAGUUUUGUGAGUGAAUUAGUGAGGGACACAUCCGUGAUGGAUAAAGAAAAGUUUUUGAGAAUUAUGCAGCUGUUGAUUGGUAGCUACUUGAAGAGCAUGUGAUGAAAUACAACAGAAAUACAAAUAUCGACAUAUUUAUGAUGCUUUCGGGAAGAUACAACCUUUUAUUGAAUCUCAACACAAAUAUUUAUGCUAGCUAUGGUCUUUUUUGGACUUUUCCUGUCUGGCUGUCUUGCCUGUGCCCUGGCCAUGCCCUUGUUAUUACUUCCACCUGUUUUGUGUUUAUUUCACCCAUCUCUUGCAUUUACUUGUAUGCCGUGUCUCUAAUGUUAGUGUUCUUUCAGUUCCUAUUUCUAUUUUUUUUGUGUUUACUUGUACCUGGAGUAGUUUUCUGUUUUUGACCUCACCAGAAUGUUUGUGGAUAUGACUCUAGAUUAUGUCUCGACCCGUGAUUUGAGUCCGUACCAUGAGCAUUAGAAAGCCUUUUCUGUUGCAUCGUACCAGGUCUGGCUGCUCAGUGUUACACGGUGUAAUUUGCUCUGUAGGUCUCAGCACAAACACACAUGGUUUAGCCACUAGGUAAAUAAUGUUGGAUGAUGACCAGACGGGCAUUGGCUGCAGUGUCUUAGUUGGUCUGUGCAAGGAAACAGGGGGCCUCCCUGCGUACACUGUGGGCGAGGGGGCAGGGUCAGCACCGCCCCCAACUUUGAUUGGCGUCCAUCAGGCGGUUGGGUUAAUAAUGAAUAGAAAUGACAAGGUGCAGGCUUUGACUGAUUACACGAUUACAGCCUACCAUAAAAAGUAAAAGAGGAGAGAACGCACCAGGCAGAAAGCACCUUGCCCUUUGAAACUGAUUUCUCAGAAAUUAUAAACACCACCAAAAUCUACAUGCACACACGCACAUGCACACACACACACACACACACACACAUAGCCUGUUCCUGAAACUGUUGUGUUUCAUUGCCUUGUUGCUCAUCAGCAGUUGGUUUGUUUGAUUAGGUUUCAUGUUUCAACACUCAAAGACAAACUCGCUUAUUCCUCCUGACAGCCAACAACAAUGGCUACAUAAUUUGCCUUUCAGAUUUCGUGUUCUGUUAUUGGCCAUUGAUUAAUCUGUUAGUAAAAAUCCAUAGUCAAGUACAUCUUCACUUGCACUAUGCAAGCUAAAGUAUGAAAUCAGUAUGCUUUAUUUAUUUAUUAUCAUUUUUGCUUUGUUGUGUAUCUAUGAUCAAUGAUUAUACAUAUAUGUAAAGGACAUGUUAGGUAUUUUUGGUUAAAGGCAUUAUUAUAUUAAUUAUACUACUGCUAAUUUAAAAAAACCCAAUAAAUUAUGUCUAAAUAUACAGCAUAAUCACAGAUAUGUCCAAAUUUACACAAACAUGUAAAAAACAGUAAAGCAGCAGGAGUGGAUGGGGGCGGAAAGUGGAUACGAGGGGUCAUGUGGCAUGAUCGCUAGUGAAAUGAACAAUGUAUCACACAGAACCUAAGGGUCUGGAGUCGAGCUUCAGCACAGCCUGGCUGCGCACUGAGGCUGUUUCAUGUAAAAAGUUCAUAAUUAGUCCCACAGUGGCUAAAUGUUAGAACAGAGAUAGAGAUAGAAGAUAAGAGUGCUUAUCGUGUACCGCUUUAACCUGACUGAAAAGAAUCUGCUGCAGUUCUCUGUUUGCUCUGAUUGUCAGUAGGGCAUUAUCUAGUGUUUCGUGCUGUGAACAAAUUAAACAAGCAGUAAUUCUCUCUCAGAAACCUUGUUUCUUGCUUAAAGCCAAAAAGAGCAAGCCAUUAUAGUUGAGCAGUCUGUUUUUUAACACAACCACGUUUUUUUAUUCUUUUAAAUGUAGCCUACACUAAUUAGCAAUUAAAUCAGUGUUAUCUGUAUAAUUUUCAUUAAUUAGUCGGUAAAGACAAAGGGCUUCAAUAAAUCUCAAUAGUUUUGCUCCAGCUCAGUUUAUCAUGAUUACUAAAGACUUAAAAAAAAUUCAAAUGUGAAAAUCUGGUAGAAUUUUACAUGCUACCUUCUAAACCAACUUUAAUUAGGACAUCGAAUAUGACCUCUGUGAACAGUAACAUACACAUGCAUACACCAUCAUAUUAUGCCCCCCCCCCCCACACACACACACACUCACACACUCACACACACACACGCACACACGCACACACACACACACACAAACAGAGAAAAAAAAGGAGUGAUGUGGUUAAGAAUCAUGUUUUAUUUCCCGGUUUUCUAGCUGGGGUUAAUAUUCACAGAAGUGGAGCAGAGGGUUUGUAAUUAGUUGCCUCUUGAUAAACCCCUCCCCUCAUCCUGAGCUUUGCACACCAGUGUCACCCAGGGGUCAGGGAGAACAUCCUCGUCAGGGCCGUGAAGGACUCACUGCUCGUUCUACAGACCUCAUUACACAUUGAACAAUCUCCAACCCCUCCCUCUCUCCCUCUCUCUCUCCCUCUUUCUCUCUCUCUCUCUCUCUCUCUCUCUCUCUCUUUCUCCUGGCCAUCCUCUGUUUCUUUCUGGGGGCUGGAACAUUUUUGAUUAUUUUGGCAGGAAAGACAGUUCCAGCUGCCUCAUUAGCUGUGCCCGAGUGGGUCCAGGCACUUCCCCAAUCAUGCAGUGGUGUCGGGGGAAGAGGGCAGACCUCAGGUCAAAACAAUUAAUAAAAGAUUGUAUUACACAACCUCUCUGAUCUUGACUUAAUUCAGUCAUUCACUGGCAAUUCAUUAACACCACAUACUUAACACCCGCAGCCAUUUAGUCAGGUAUACAUCCACAAAGAAUGGGUCAAGUGAUCAUUUUUUUCAGUGGAAGAGCCUGUCAGAAAUCAGUCUAUCAUGUUGAUUAGCUCCUAAGUGAUAUGGACGAAAUGGAAAAGAAAAUGUUUCUUUGCUAUAGAAAUAAUAUAUUCCAUUAAAAUGCAGUUGCAGCUGAAAAAUGUGUGUUUUCUCACGUCAGGACACCCUGGAGACGUCUUCAUUUCUUUUUCAGUUCAAUUUUGUUUAGAAACAGCACAGAAAACCAUACAUGGUUUAGUGUUGAGAAUGUGUUCUGCCUCACACAUCUGAUGUCUGCUCAUUAUUCAACAAGUUAUAAUGUUAAUUAAACAUAUUGCUAUGAGCAGCAAUCAUCGGGGUGCAAGCACAGCAGGUGUAGAGCAUCUCUCUACAAACUGCUCUCUCUCUCUCUCUCUCUCUCUCUCUCUGUGUGUGUGUGUGUGUGUUAUUGAUAAUGAUUGAGGUUUAGAUUUUGUGAAUACUAUGACACCAAAAUCUCAGUUAAAAAAACUGGACUGGAUAGAAAGAAAAUAGUUUCUGUAUUUUGUGAAGAUCAUCAAACAAAGGAAAGUGGGAGAAAAAGUCUGACCGUACAACUGGCUCAGGAAGCAUGAAUCAUGGUCUAAAAUACAGCACUAUAUAGCAGCACCAUUUAACUGAUUUAGAUCCCUUCACUUGCCUAUGUUGUUGGAAAGGUGGAUACUGCAUCUCCCUGCCAAAUAUGGUGUUUCUAUGCUUAGAUAAAUUUGCUCCCCCAAAUAAAGCAACAAUAUUAAGAAAGCUAAGCAUAAAAUAAAGCAUAAUUUAAAAAAAAAGAAAAUAAACCAAUAGGUGCUUUAACAUCUAAUGAUCCUAUAAGGUGUGAGCUAUGAAACACUAACCAAACAAAACUACGAAAAAAAACAUAAAAUAUAACAAAUAGAAUAUACUUCAUGCAUGUUGGUAGCAACUAAAAUAUACAAUCAAAAAAUAUAAAUAAAGGCCAGAUUGGUUUAGAGUAAACACAUUAAUAUGAACCACACCAUAAUAUAAAGAUAAUAUACACAGUGCUGUGUUGAUUUGUCACUUUCUAUUUUGUUACCCUUAAAAAUCAAGUUUUUUUUA